Messenger RNA from Hipposideros armiger (great roundleaf bat), 3537 nucleotides. RefSeq names its product leucine rich repeat neuronal 3 (gene LRRN3). The transcript has 2 exons. Bases 891 to 3017 code for a protein of 708 amino acids. The record is from RefSeq and is a predicted model, not a curated record. Lineage: Eukaryota; Metazoa; Chordata; Mammalia; Chiroptera; Hipposideridae. Gene Ontology annotation, molecular function: protein binding. Gene Ontology annotation, cellular component: plasma membrane.
GUCACAGAACAGACAGGUUGCUCCAGCCAACCAGACGGGAGCAGCCGCGAGUGCUCCGUGCUGGCAGUCCGAAGCGAUUGGCUCCUCUCUGGGGAGCGGAGGGCGCUCGGUUAUUAAUGAGCGCCGAGCAGGCAGCACCAUGUCAGUGUGACAACUGAUCGGGUGAGCGAUGCAGCAGUAACCCCCACGGAGACGCGCAGAAGGAAGGCGGGCCAGCCCCCAGGCUCUGCCUGCCCUGGAUGGCGAGCCCCAGCCUGCAGACCGAGAGGGUUCCGGGGGAAGGAGGGCGGGAGCCCCGCGGCAGCCGCCAGCCUGCCUUUCCGUUUUAGAGCAGGGAGAGAUCAGUGUGCGCCGGCAUGCGUGCCUCUCUGUAGUACAUGUGUGUGCCCGCUGUAUUCCACGCGCACGGGCGCCGCUUUUCAGCCGGCCAAGAGCACAGCCAUGUGAGGAUCGCGCAACGACGGAGCUGAGGGGUCCGCGCGCUCCGGGGACGCAGGCGGCGGGGGAGGCAGAAACUGCUCUGGCGAGUUAGCAUCAUGCUGCUAUUCCUGCAAGCACUGAACUAGCAUGGGAUGUGACGAUUAUACUCCGAAAUAAAUGAAUUGCUCAAUUUCCAGUGACCAUCUAUCCAGACGCCAUCUUCAAAAUGUGUAUCAAUGCUCUAUCGUAAAGGAGACAGUGGCCGGCUUUUUUCCAAUAUGCAUGACAUUUCUGGACAAUGCAACUGGGGCACUGGCACUUAUUUCCAUGAAGAAAAACUUUGCAGUUCUAUGGCAUUCGUCAUUUGACAAAUGCAACAAUUUUCCUUGUCAGUCAGCUCUGACUGAACUCACUCGCGGGGACUGUGGAACCCUGAAGGGCCCAUUCAAUUUCUGAAGAAGAAAGCUAAGAUGAAGGACAUGCCACUCCGGAUUCAUGUGCUACUUGGCCUAGCGAUCACUGCCCUCGUCCAAGCGGUAGAUAAAAGAGCGGAUUGCCCACAAUUAUGUACGUGUGAAAUCAGGCCUUGGUUUACACCCCGGUCCAUUUACAUGGAAGCAGCUACAGUGGACUGUAAUGAUUUGGGUCUUUUCAAUUUCCCAGCCCGGUUGCCUGCUGACACACAGAUUCUGCUCCUACAGACGAACAAUAUUGCAAAAAUUGAACACUCCAUAGACUUCCCAGUGAACCUGACUGGCCUGGACUUAUCGCAAAACAAUUUAUCUUCAGUCACCAAUAUUAAUGUAAAAAAUAUGCCUCAGCUCCUUUCUGUGUACCUGGAGGAAAACAGACUCACUGAGCUGCCUGAAAAAUGUCUGCCUGGGCUGAGCAACUUACAAGAGCUCUACAUUAAUCACAACUUGCUUUCUGCCAUUUCUCCAGGAGCUUUCAUUGGCCUACAGAAUCUCCUUCGCCUUCAUCUCAACUCAAAUAGGUUGCAGAUGAUCAACAGUCAGUGGUUUGAUGCUCUUCCCAACCUGGAGAUUCUGAUGAUUGGGGAGAAUCCAAUCAUCAGAAUCAAAGACAUGAACUUCAAGCCGCUUAUCAAUCUUCGGAGCCUGGUGAUAGCUGGUAUAAACCUCACAGAAGUACCAGACAAUGCCUUGGUUGGACUGGACAACUUAGAAAGCAUCUCUUUUUAUGACAACCGGCUUAUGAAAGUCCCCCAUAUUGCUCUGCAAAAAGUUGUAAACCUCAAGUUUUUGGAUCUCAAUAAAAACCCGAUUCAUAGAAUACGGCGGGGUGACUUUAGCAAUAUGCUGCACUUAAAAGAGUUGGGGAUCAAUAACAUGCCUGAGCUGAUUUCCAUCGACAGUCUUGCUGUGGAUAACUUGCCGGAUUUAAGAAAAAUCGAGGCGACUAACAACCCCCGGCUGUCUUACAUUCACCCCAAUGCGUUUUUCCGGCUCCCCAAGCUGGAGUCACUCAUGCUGCAUAGCAACGCCCUCAGCGCCCUGUACCACGGCACCAUCGCAUCCCUGCCCAACCUCAGGGAGAUCAGCAUCCAUAGCAACCCCAUCCGGUGCGACUGUGUUAUCCGCUGGAUUAACAUGAACAAAACCAACAUUCGGUUCAUGGAGCCAGAGUCGCUGUUUUGUGUGGACCCACCUGAAUUCCAAGGCCAAAAUGUGCGGCAGGUGCAUUUCAGGGAGAUGAUGGAAAUCUGCCUCCCGCUGAUAGCUCCUGAGAGCUUGCCUUCGAAUGUGGAUUUGGAAGCCGGAAGCUAUGUUUCCUUGCACUGCAGAGCUACUGCAGAGCCACAGCCCGAAAUCUACUGGAUAACACCUUCUGGUCAAAAACUCUUGCCUAACACGCUGAAAGACAAGUUCUAUGUCCAUUCUGAAGGCACGCUAGACAUACGUGGCAUAACCCCAAAUGAAGGGGGUUUAUAUACUUGUAUAGCAACGAACCUGGUUGGUGCUGACUUGAAGUCUGUGAUGGUCAAAGUGGACGGUUCUUUGCCCCAGGAUAACAAUGGAUCCUUGAAUAUUAAAAUUAAAGAUGUCCAGGCCAAUUCCGUUCUGGUGUCUUGGAAGGCAAGUUCUAAGAUUCUCAAAUCCAGUGUUAAGUGGACAGCCUUUGUCAAGACAGGAAAUCCCCAUGCCGCCCAAAGUGCUCGAAUACCGUCGGACGUCAAGGUGUAUAACCUGACUCAUCUGAACCCGUCGACUGAGUAUAACAUUUGUAUUGAUAUCCCCACCAUCUAUCAGAAGACCAGAAAACAAUGUGUGAAUGUCACCACAAAAGAUUUGGACCCUGAUUGGAAGGAAUAUGAAAAGAGUACCACCACCACAUUUAUGGCCUGCCUUGGGGGUCUCCUGGGGAUUAUUGGUGUGAUAUGUCUUCUCAGCUGUCUCCCUCAACAUGUGAAUGGUGAUGGUGAACACAGAUACGUGAGGAAUUAUUUACAGAAACCAUCCUUUGCAUUCAGUGAGCUCUACCCUCCUCUGAUUGACCUCUGGGAAGGAGGCAGAGAAAAAAGCUCAGCAUUGGAAGUGAAAGCAACGGUUAUCGGUGUGCCAACAAACAUGUCCUAAAAACAACCAACUAAACCUACUUCAAACAAAAGCUCAUGACUGACUGUAGUGCUCGAAAAAAAAAAAGGCAGAGAAAUAUUACUUUCUAGAAAGAAGUGUAAGCUUCACCAAUGCUGCUCCUGACCAAUGGAUCUAUGUACAAGUUCAGCAUUUUAAUUAACUGGCUUCAAAGGGUACUGUGGCAACCAAAUAAAGUAAUUCCAUUUUCUAGAACUUCCAUGUAACUUUUAUGUCUGGACUACAGUUAAAGUGGACGAAAACAUUUCUGUAUUUUUUUUAAGUAUAUAAGAGUAGUUGAACUGAGCAAUACCUCCUACUGUGUUGUAUCACACAUAUUAGCCACGAGUUUUUGCAGUGACCAGAUAAACUUGAAUUGACACGUGGUGUAACAAAUGGACACAUUCUGUAGAGUAGACACAGUGAGUAUGUGGGCCUCUUUUAUAAGGAAAAAUACAUUUUGGAUUAAAACCAAUUGCUUUUGUCUUGUUUUUGUUUCUAAAUAAAGAAUAAUUUCUGGGAA